This is a messenger RNA of Neopsephotus bourkii (Bourke's parrot), 1135 nucleotides long. RefSeq names its product thymidine kinase 1 (gene TK1). Gene Ontology annotation, biological process: thymidine metabolic process. Gene Ontology annotation, molecular function: thymidine kinase activity; ATP binding. NCBI's taxonomy places the organism in Eukaryota, Metazoa, Chordata, Aves, Psittaciformes, Psittacidae. The transcript has 7 exons. The coding region runs from base 30 to 707 and encodes 225 amino acids. The record is from RefSeq and is a predicted model, not a curated record.
UCCGUCAGUCGGCGAGUGCCGGUGGAGCCAUGAGCUGUCUCACGGUGCCCGGAGUCCACCCCGGCUCUCCCGGCCGCCCCCGCGGGCAGAUACAGGUGAUCUUCGGACCCAUGUUCUCCGGGAAGAGCACGGAGCUCAUGCGGCGGGUGCGGCGGUUCCAGCUUGCUCAGUACCGGUGCCUGCUGGUGAAAUACGCCAAGGACACGCGCUACGGGUCCUCCGGUGUCUCCACGCACGACAAGAACACCAUGGAGGCCGUGCCAGCCUGUCUCCUCAAGGACGUGUACCAGGAGGCGCUGAACUCCGCAGUCAUCGGCAUCGAUGAGGGCCAGUUUUUCCCAGACAUCGUGGAGUUCUGUGAGAUGAUGGCCAACACCGGGAAAACCAUCAUAGUUGCUGCUCUUGAUGGCACUUUCCAGAGAAAGGCCUUUGGGAGCAUCCUGAACCUGGUGCCGCUGGCAGAGAGCGUGGUGAAGCUGAACGCUGUGUGCAUGGAGUGCUACCGAGAGGCCUCCUACACAAAGAGGUUGGGAGCAGAGAGGGAGGUUGAGGUGAUUGGAGGAGCAGACAAGUACCACUCCGUCUGCAGAGCCUGCUACUUCCGCCAUCAGCCCCCUCAGCCUGGGCUGGAGAACAAGGAGAACGUGCCCCUGAUGCUGAAGCAGCUCAAUGCGGCUGCCUCCUGCCGCAAGAUCUUUGCUUCCUGACUGCCGGGCUCCCGUGUGCAGGAGGCCAAGCAGAAUGCAGCUGAAGGCUGCAGCUCCGAGUGCUCCAGCUUCCUCUGCUUCCGCAGAACUGAACUGCCCAGUGCCCCCGGCCAAGCCCCCGCCUCUCCCCUGCUGCAGGCACGGGGAGGAAGAGGAUCAGCUGCACCUGACACAGCAGCGGAAGCCUGGCUCACAGGGAGUUCCUGUCUCAGAACAUGGAAAGGGAUGGGUGUAGCUCCUGAUGCUGCCACCAAACCAGCCUUGGAACCCUGUCACAGCGGUCGGGCUGCAGGUUCCCACUGCUCCCGCCGCUCUCCUGGGCUGGGCACAGGCUCAGCCUGGCUCUGCUGGCUGGUUCCCUCACCUGGGAACGCAACUUGUUUGUCUCUGGUGCCCUGUUGCUAAAUCCCAGGGUUCUUAAGACACAA